UGUUUAUAUCACUUUUUUUCACUUUACUCUACAAAUUUAUCGUAGGAAAAAGAAGCGUAAUAUUUUGUUAGUAUUUUAUAAUCCAAAUUACGCGUGUAAAAACCCUAUGGAGAGGUCCACCAAUCCCCCUCCCAUCAAUCCGAAUGCCAAAUAUCUGCCAGACUCAGUCUCGAAUGUUUUGAACAGCAUUCAGAAAAUCGAUCAUGGCACACUUGCCUGGCCCACAGGCCCAAGGAAGAGGCGUGUUCAGAUCAAGAAGUCAUCCCGAGUUCCACUGGUCGCCACCGCAUCUAGUGUGAUCUCAAGUUCCAGAUCUGUCAAAUCAAACUGUUGCGAAAAGAAAAAUACCUUUUAUCAGAUUCUCCAGGACAGUCAGAACCAAUCCAGCUGUGAAAAGUCUGCCAGGUACAAGAAGAACGCUUGUAAAACAGAAUCCAUUCCCCAUUCUAAGGGUACCUACAAAACCAUUUACGAUAUCGUUAGGGCAUAUCUUCAGCACAAACACCAACAAGAAGUUAACGAAUGCCAGAGUGUCGAUUCUCCGGAAGUGCCUUCUCCUGUCAAGGAAAUCUAUCGGGUGAGACCUAGGGUUGCUGAGACCACAGCUCAGAACAAAUGUCCAAAAGUUAAAAAAUGGAACUCAACAAUUGCUGAAACAAAAUUACCCAUAGUCGAGCUCUAUAAACCUCGAGAGAAACGCACCGAACAAAGGGCUAAUGUAAAUGAAUUCCACAAAUCAGUUUCCAAGUCAAAAGGUCAAAAGUCACAAGUCAAUAAGCGUCGUGAACAUCCACAAAAACAAAACAAAAAUGUUUUCAAAGGAAAUGAUUCUUCGAUAUUUGAAAUUAACGAAAAGUUAAAUAAAGCAAACAAACAAAAUACAGAGACCCGAUUACAAGAAGGUAAUGUCAAAGAAAGUCUCAAGCUUCAACAGAAGUCGGCCAAAGACGUACCUCGUCUUAAAAAAGAUACCAAGGCAGUUCAAGAGAGACUCCUAGAUAACUCCAAGAAAAGGUCACGAUUUCAGAAUGACUCUCCCAAAUCCCACAUCCCCAGGACCGUUCCAGAGAAAGUGCCAAGCUUCAAAUUAAAUCUCCCCCAAAAAAUUCAAAAACAGCGAAUUUUGAAAACAGGAAAUACCCGAAAAAAUAGCAAAACAAGCCUAAAUGUAAAAUAUAAGAUACCGAUCAGCGACAACAGUGGGGUAAACCUUACCUCGGCAUACGAACCUCCCAUUAUUACAUCAAAAAUAUCCAGUGUCACACCUGAGCCAGUCCAGCCAACAAGAUAUUCCGAAUUAACAAGACGCUCAAUGGAAAUGAAGGCCAGCAGGAAAUCGACAUCUAUCACCAGCUACCAGGAAAAGCUGUGGAAAUUGAAAAAGUAUCUGUAUGGAGAUGAAGAAUAUGCUGAUACUAAUUCCCUGGAUGUUGAGGGGAUCAUAGAGGGCGACUUACUUUGUUAUCCGUAUGAUAAUAUAUACAAGAAACACAGUCCCAAAAAGGGUAAAGAUAAUAAUGUGGUUAAAAAAUAUUGCAAGCCAAAGCCAAAGCCACCGAAAAUAGAUUCGAAGUCCAUGAAAAUAGAAAAGCGUGAAGAGCCUUUAAAAAAGAAGUCAGUUUGCUGUAUGUGCAAGGCUAUACGAUGUCCCGAAAAGGAUGCCCCGUUCCUGGUACAAAUGCGGAAGGAUCAAAAACGACAGGAACUGAUAGCCUAUCGGGCUAAAAUGGCAAUGUGCAAUAAGCCCACUCAGAGAUCGAAUCGAGCUUGGCACAUUGGAAUAUGUGAUCUGGACAAAAAACAAUAUACUCUGGAGGAAAAGGACAUUAUUUUUGCCCGCCCCAAGAGAAGUAAUUCCUCUAUUUUCCCUUCGUCAAGUAAAACCAAUACAUUUCUCAAGAGAUGUAAUUCUUUUACUUUUCCCAAAGGAAAAUAGUCGAAUUACUUGUUCUUGAAGGCUGCAUUGAUGAAUUAUGAUUAAGACCAUAAGGAUUUAACCAGCAAACUAUAAGCAAUUAAAUAUCCUUGUCAAGUCCCUAAGUUUCUUAAUCCGUGACCAAUAAAGCAUCAUCCGAAUAACUUA
This is a messenger RNA of Drosophila serrata, 2083 nucleotides long. RefSeq lists its product as uncharacterized. The record is from RefSeq and is a predicted model, not a curated record. Lineage: Eukaryota; Metazoa; Arthropoda; Insecta; Diptera; Drosophilidae.